Austrofundulus limnaeus is the source of this 2473-nucleotide messenger RNA. RefSeq names its product cytochrome P450 3A40. The transcript is spliced from 13 exons. Lineage: Eukaryota; Metazoa; Chordata; Actinopteri; Cyprinodontiformes; Rivulidae. The coding region runs from base 363 to 1844 and encodes 493 amino acids. The record is from RefSeq and is a predicted model, not a curated record. Gene Ontology annotation, molecular function: steroid hydroxylase activity; iron ion binding; heme binding.
AUUUCUGAUAUGAAUUACUUUUGUAAUUUUUUUUGUUUCAUUUGAUCCUUUUUAAUAAAAACGUUUAUUAUUGUGCAAGUUCUUAAAUGAAACUUAUCUCUAAACUUCUGACGUAAUUUUCAAACAGGUAAGUGCUGAGGUUGGCAUGAUCACAUGACGAUGAAUUGCGCAUGUUAUGUAACCUAAACGGAAAUUAAAACAAGCAAAGAGCAAACAAAACAACAGUAGGCCUAUCGGUCCCCGCCUUCAGAUCCAGGACUCCUCCCUCUGAACGCAAGGCUUUUAAUCAGCCGGUUCUCUGAGGUUCCUCACCUGUCCAGGUAUUAGGUUUCUGUCAGACUGAAGCUCAAACAGUCCUCACGAUGUUUUCCGCAGCUACCUGGACUUUGUUGGCUCUCUUUUUCACCUUGUUGUUGCUGUAUGGAAUCUGGCCAUAUAGGUUUUUUAAAAACCUUGGCAUAUCCGGACCAAGACCUCUGCCUUUUAUAGGAACAAUGCUGGGCAUAAGGAAGGGAGUCUUUGCCUUGGAUCGUGAGUGUCAGGCCAAGUAUGGGGAUGUGUGGGGUUUGUUUGAGGGACGAAGCCCGAUGUUGAUGAUUGCAGACCCCGAGCUCAUUAAAACUGUCUUGGUGAAGGAGUGCUACAGCGUGUUUACGAACCGCAGGAAUCUUUUUGGAUCGGGCGGGCCUUUGGACGAUUCCAUUACAGCAGUUAAAGAUGAAAGGUGGAAACGAAUUCGCAGCUCCGUAUCGCCAUGCUUCACCAGUGGGAGACUCAAACAGGUUUUCCCCUUAAUUUCUCGCUUCGCGGACCGACUUGUGGAAAAACUCGGCAAAAUGAAUUUGGAUGAAUCCGUAGAAGUCAAACAAUUUGUGGCACCAUUCAGUUUGGAUGCGGUGACCAGUGCUUCUUUCAGCGUGGAGAUAGACUCCAUAAAUAACGCCGAUGACCCUGUUAAUGCUCACGUGCAGAAGAUAAUGAAGAUCAACUUUUGGCCUUUUUUGUUACUGUUGGUAUUUCCUUUCGGUGAUCGUCUGCUGAAGCUCCUCAAAUUUGAAAUGCUUCCAAGACCCAGUGUGGACUUUUUCUACAACAUCAUCAAGAAUUUUAAAGACCAGCACCAGACAGAGGAAUCAACUCGAGGAGACUUCCUGCAGGUGCUGAUCCAGCACGAGAUCCCAGACGAUGACGUAAAGAACGAACAAGAGCAACCGAGUAAAGGUCUGACUGAACAUGAGAUCCUGUCCCAGGCCUUGAUAUUCAUCUUUGCUGGCUACGAGACGACCAGCGUGACCCUGUCUUUGAUCUUCUACUGUCUGGCCACGCACCCUGAUGUGAUGCAGAAUUUACAGAAAGAGAUUGACGAUAGCCUGCAGAAAGAUUCCAUUUCCUACAACGACCUGUAUAAUCUGCAGUACCUGGACCAGGUCAUUCUUGAGUCGAUGCGUUGGAUUUCCACCGCACCUCGGCUUGAGAGGAUUUGCAAAAAGACUGUGCAGAUAAAUGGGAUCACCAUCCCCGAGGGAACAUUAGUGGGGAUUCCAGUGCAUUUGUUACACAAGGACCCCCGCUUCUGGAGCUCACCUGAACUUUUCAAACCAGAGAGGUUCAGUAAAGACAACGAGGUGGAACUGAACCCGUACGCCUACAUGCCGUUCGGCCUCGGCCCCCGGAACUGCGUUGGGAUGCGCUACGCGAUCCUCGUCAUGAAGAUGGUCAUCGUGCGCCUCCUGCAGAGUUACACUUUGGAAACCUGCAAAGACACUUUGAUUCCGCUGGAGUUUAACUGGAAAUUUCAGCCGACCAAGCCUAUCAAACUGAAGUUUGUCCCAAGAAACUCAUAAUCUAAGAUUACAGUCUCCAACCUGAAUCAAACUGAUUUCUAUCAAAUUAUUUGCUGUUAAAACCUCUUUCUUUCUUUGAAUAUUAACCAGUUUAAACAAUGUUGGAUGUCUUGCAAUUGAUUCUUUACUCUGACUUUCCAGUUUGCUUAUCUGUGAGGGUAUAUCAUCUUUUGAUUAAAUCUAAAGCAAACUCCAAACAAGAUGUUAAAUGGAAAUCCAGUUAGCGCAGAUUAACACUCUUGUUUGCAGUGCAGCGGUAUACUUUAAUCUGUGCAGAAAGCAAACUCCAGAAAAACACCUGAAGAUCAUUUUAAAGCUGUUUUUUUUUUUUUUUUUUUUAGCCUGGAGCCGGUUCCACAGUAAAGCAGGAUUUAGGUUGACAAUUUAGGUGAUCAUAACCCUGAGUUCGAAACAGUUCCUCUUUUUACCAAAGAAUGACUUCAUUUUAUGUACUUCAACUUCAGAUGUUCUGCUAAAGAUCUAGUUUGUCUAUAUUUACCUGAAUGAUUGAGAGUUUAAUGAUGUUGGGAAUCAUUUGACACAUUUUAGGUGAAUGUGUUUAGGUGGUGUUCAAUAAAAAUAUUUUUUUAUUCUGUAAAAAUAAAACAUUUUUGUAUUUCUUAACAGUA